CAGUUACUCUUUGGAACAAAUUGGUGGUACUCAAAGCCAAUCUUGGGCCAAAUUUAAGUAGCCAGCCCAUGUGACCUUGUGCAUAAUUAUACAAGGCACCUAUUCGACGUUGAUGCUGGUGGGUUGAACAUAAGUUGAUUGUCAAAGGGGUAAAGGUUAACCAGUCAGAAGGGGAAAAAAAUCUGAUCUUGUAGAAUUUAUUGCCCUUAUAUGAAUUUGCUGAAACAGGGGGAAAAAAUCUGUUCAUUAUCCAUUUGGAAUGUUCAAAGAGAAUAAGGAGGCAAUUACUAUUUGUCUUACAGAGAUCGUUCAGUUUUUAUUCAAUCUUCAGAGUCCUACGGCAUAAAAUGAGAUGAAAACCUUAUUGAGAUUCAAAGAAAACGUCAUAUCAGUACAUGGAUUGGUUAUUUCUGGUCCAUUGUUACCACUUCUGUUUCAGCAUCUGCGUUGUUGCUCUGGUGCAACAAUUCAGUGGAAGAAUGAGAGAGUACCAAUCAAAUGUAGUGAUUUGCUCGAUGAGUUCACUACUUAUUGCUAUGCGAGGGAUCUUCCAAGGGCAAUGAACGCAUUGAAUGCCUUGCAAAUUCAAAAGAUAUGGGCUGAUGCUGUCACCUACUCUGAACUCAUCAAGUGUUGUUUGGCUCGUGGCGCAGUGGAACAUGGUAAACGUGUCCACCAGCAUGUGUUCUCGAAUGGUUAUGAGCCUAAAACUUUCCUUGUUAACACACUUAUGAAUAUGUAUGUGAAGUUUAACAUGUUGGAGGAAGCGCAGGCUUUGUUUGAUCAAAUGUCUGAGAGGAAUGUUGUUUCCUGGACUACCAUGAUAGCUGCCUACUCUAGUGCUAAGAUCAAUAACAAGGCUUUGGAGUUUUUGAUCUUCAUGAUGAGAGAUGGCGUGAAACCUAAUAUGUUUACUUACUCCUCUGUUCUGAGAGCUUGUGAUGACCUUUCCAAUCUUAGGCAGCUCCACUGUAGCUUACUUAAAGUUGGUCUGGAGUCUGAUGUAUUUGUCCGAAGUGCUCUUAUUGACGUUUACUCCAAAAUGGGUCAACUCGAGUGUGCAAUGUGCACCUUUAAUGAGAUGGUGACUGGGGAUCUUGUUGUGUGGAAUUCCAUUAUUGGUGGAUUUGCGCAAAACAGUGAUGGGGAUGAAGCCUUGACUCUCUUUAAAAGAAUGAAGAGAGCUGGAUUCUCAGCUGAUCAGUCGACCUUGACAAGUGCUCUUAGAGCUUGUACUAGUUUAGCACUUUUAGAAGUUGGAAGGCAGGUCCAUGUUCAUGUACUCAAGUUCAAGCGGGACCUAAUCCUUGAUAAUGCACUUUUGGACAUGUAUUGCAAGUGUGGCAAUUUGGAAGAUGCCCACCAAAUAUUUAGUCAGAUGGUAGAGAAGGACGUAAUCUCCUGGAGUACCAUGAUCAUAGGCUACGCUCAGAAUGGUUUCAGCAGAAAAGCACUCGAAUUGUUCAAGGAGAUGAAAGUCUCAGGGAUCAGACCAAACUACAUCACUGUUCUUGGAGUUCUAUUCGCUUGUAGCCAUGCAGGACUCGUAGAAGAUGGACAAUUUUACUUCCACUCAAUGAAGAAGCUCUUUGGUAUUGAUCCAGGAAGAGAACACUAUGGCUGCAUGGUUGAUCUUCUUGGAAGAUCUGGAAAGCUAGAUGAAGCGGUGAAACUAAUCCAUGAAAUGGGAUGUGAACCAGAUGCAGUGACAUGGAGAACAUUGCUUGGUGCCUGCAGAGUACAUCGUAACAUGGAUUUAGCUGAGUAUGCCGCCAAACAAAUUAUAAAGCUGGAUCCAAGUGACGCGGGAACUUACAUAUUACUAUCUAACAUAUAUGCUCGUACUCAAAAAUGGGAAGACGUUAUGGACCUGAGAAGGUCCAUGAAGGAAAGAGGAGUAAAGAAGGAACCAGGGUGCAGCUGGAUUGAAGUAAACAAACAAAUCCAUGCUUUUAUAAUGGGAGACAACUCUCAUCCACAAAAAGAGGAAAUCAACAAAGAGCUAAAUCAGAUUAUUUGGAGAUUAAAAGAGGUGGGAUAUGUUCCAGAUACAAACUUUGUCUUGCAAGAUCUUGAAGAUGAACAGAUGGAAGACUCACUUCUGUAUCACAGUGAGAAAAUAGCUGUUGCCUUUGGUAUACUAAGCCUGUCUAGAGAGAAGACCAUUAGAAUCAGGAAAAAUCUAAGGAUAUGUGGGGAUUGUCAUUUAUUUGUGAAACUUUUGGCACAGAUAGAGCAUAGAAGCAUUGUCAUAAGAGAUCCAAUCAGGUAUCAUCAUUUUCAGGAUGGUAUUUGUUCUUGUGGAGAUUAUUGGUAGUAGGGAAUGGAGUAUCGUAUCGUAUCAUAUUAUAUUAAAAGUGGAAAGCUCCAAACUUCAAAGUUGAUUUACCAUUUUCUGCUAUGUUAAAUUAUACAAGAAGGGGAAAUUUUAUUGAUUCUCUUGUGAACGAGUUCCAUAGAACCUCAACAAUCUUUGAAGUUUCUUUUGUAUCACUUUAUGUGACACUUUUCGCAUUUUGAGAUUUAAACAAGUCUAUUUUUGGUCGUAA
Molecule: messenger RNA, 2549 nt
Organism: Solanum lycopersicum (tomato)
Lineage: Eukaryota; Viridiplantae; Streptophyta; Magnoliopsida; Solanales; Solanaceae
Product: pentatricopeptide repeat-containing protein At2g03880, mitochondrial
Biological process (GO): RNA modification
Cellular component (GO): intracellular membrane-bounded organelle
Molecular function (GO): zinc ion binding; RNA binding; protein binding
Source: RefSeq, a predicted model, not a curated record